Molecule: messenger RNA, 1993 nt
Organism: Perognathus longimembris pacificus (Pacific pocket mouse)
Lineage: Eukaryota; Metazoa; Chordata; Mammalia; Rodentia; Heteromyidae
Gene: Capn9
Product: calpain 9
Exons: 18
Coding region: 1-1992 (663 amino acids)
Biological process (GO): proteolysis
Cellular component (GO): cytoplasm
Molecular function (GO): calcium ion binding; calcium-dependent cysteine-type endopeptidase activity
Source: RefSeq, a predicted model, not a curated record
AUGCCUUACUUGCACCGGGCCGCAGGCCCCCAGGCCCACCCCGUCCCCAGGGAUGCACGGCCCACCCACUCCUCAGGCCAGAGCUUCGAGGAGCUGAGGCAGGGCUGCCUGCGGGCCGGCAUGCUGUUUGAGGAUGCAGAUUUCCCUGCCAGCAAUGCCUCCCUGUUCUACAGUGAGAGGCCCCAGGUUCCCUUCGUGUGGAAACGGCCGGGGGAAAUUGUGGAAAACCCCGAAUUCAUUCUUGGAGGGGCCACCAGGACCGACAUCUGCCAGGGGGAGCUGGGGGACUGCUGGCUGCUAGCCGCCAUCGCCUCCCUCACCCUCAAUGAGAAAGCGCUGGCCAGAGUGGUGCCCCAAGACCAGAGCUUUGGCCCUGGCUAUGCCGGCAUAUUCCACUUCCAGUUCUGGCAGCACAGUGAGUGGCUGGAUGUGGUGAUCGAUGACAGGCUGCCCACCUUCAGGGGCCGGCUGGUCUUCCUCCACUCUGCCGACCACAACGAGUUCUGGAGCGCCCUGCUGGAAAAAGCGUAUGCCAAGCUGAACGGCAGCUACGAGGCCCUGAAGGGAGGCAGUGCCAUCGAGGCCAUGGAAGACUUCACUGGAGGCGUGUCGGAGAACUUCCAAACCAGAGAGGCCCCAGAGGAUCUCUACACCAUCCUGGGCAAGGCCUUGAAACGAGGCUCCCUGCUGAGCUGCUCCAUCGACGUAAGAAAUGCCGCUGAUUCUGAAGCCCGGACGCCACUGGGUCUUAUCAAGGGCCAUGCCUACACUGUGACAGGAAUUGACCAGGUAAACUUCCGAGGCCAGAAAACCCAGCUGAUCAGGGUCCGGAACCCUUGGGGCCAGGUGGAGUGGAAUGGGUCCUGGAGUGACAGCUCCCCCGAGUGGCGCGCCGCGGACCCGGCUGAGCAGAAGCGCCUGUGUCACACUGCGCUGGAUGAUGGAGAAUUCUGGAUGGCGUUUGAGGAUUUCAAGGCCCAUUUUGACCAAGUGGAGAUCUGCAACCUCACGCCCGACGCCCUGGAGGACGACGCUCUGCACAGGUGGGAGGUGACCGUCCAUCAAGGACGCUGGGUCCGGGGCGCCACGGCCGGCGGCUGCCGCAACUUCCUGGACACCUUCUGGACCAACCCGCAGAUAAAACUGUCCCUGACGGAGAGGGACGAGGGCGGGGAGGGGUGCAGCGUCCUUGUGGCCCUCAUGCAGAAAGACCGGAGGAAGCUCGGGAGAUCUGGGGGCCGCCUGCUCACCAUCGGCUACGCCAUCUACCAGUGCCCGGGCCCGGCGGGCCACCUGGGCAGGGACUUCUUCAGGUGCCACGCCUCCCUGGCCAGGAGCAGGACCUUCGUCAACCUGCGGGAGGUGGCCGGGCGCUUCUGCCUGCCCCCGGGGGAGUACGUGCUGGUCCCCAGCACCUUCGAGCCGCACCAGGAGGCCGACUUCUGCCUCCGGAUCUUCUCAGAGAAGAAGGCCGUCACCUGGGACCUGGACGGCAGUGUGGACGUCGAGCUUCCCGGGCCCCCAAAGCUGACACCCCCUGAGCAGGAGGAGGAGGAGGAGGAGCAGCUCCGGGCCUUGUUCCAGCACAUUGCCGGGGAGGACAUGGAGGUGACUGCUGAGGAGCUUCAGUGUGUUCUAAACGCGGUGCUGCCAAAGAGGAAGGGCCUCCGGUUCAAGCCCCUGAGCGUGCUCGCCUGCAGACACAUCGUCGCUCUGAUGGACACCAGCGGCAACGGGAAGCUGGAGUUCGGCGAAUUCCGGGUGUUCUGGGACAAGCUGACACAGUGGACGAACCUGUUCCUUCGGUUCGAUGUGGACGGGUCAGGCACCAUGUCCUCCUAUGAGCUUCGGGCCGCGCUGGGAAGCUGCAGGCUUCCGGCUGAGCGGCCACCUCCUGCAGCUGGUUGUGAUCAGGUAUGCCGACGAGGAGCUGCAGCUGGACUUCCACGACUUCCUCCGCUGCCUGGUUCGCCUGGAGAACGCGAGCCGUGAG